AUAGAUGCCUUCAGUUAUUUACAAAAUCACCAUCUACUUUCCUUAUAUAUAUAUACACAUCUCCAGGCAUAUAAACACUUCUCUAAGCAACACAACUCAUUUUCUUUCUCUAUACAUCUCCUUUGUUCAUCAUUCUUGUAAGCGUAAAACUCAUGGCUCAUUCGCCGUCUUCUUACUCGUAUGUCAUAGUAACAUACAUAUCUUGUUUAUGGGUUUUGCUCGGGACGGCCUCAGGUCAACUUUCGGCCAACUUUUACGCGACCUCAUGCGCUAAUUUCAGCUCUAUUAUAUCAAACGCUGUGAGCUCUGCCGUUUCAAAUGAAGCUCGAAUGGGUGCUUCGCUACUUCGACUUCACUUUCAUGAUUGCUUCGUUAAUGGAUGUGAUGCAUCGGUGUUAUUGGAUGAUACUGCAAAUUUCACAGGAGAAAAAACAGCGGGACCUAAUAACAAUUCGUUGAGAGGAUUCGACGUUAUCGACACCAUUAAAAGUCAAUUAGAGAGUUCAUGCCCUGGUGUUGUCUCUUGUGCAGAUAUAUUAACAACCGCAGCCCGUGAUUCGGUUGUAGCACUUGGUGGCCCGAGUUGGAACCUUGUGUUUGGCCGGAGGGACUCGACCACGGCUAGUUUGAGUGCGGCUAAUUCCAACAUUCCUGCACCUACUUUGAACCUUAGUGGUCUCAUAUCCUCCUUUUCAAACCAAGGGUUUAAUGCUAAUGAAAUGGUUGCUCUAUCAGGAUCUCAUACAAUUGGGCAAGCAAGGUGCACAGUAUUUCGAGCUCGUCUCUAUAACGAGAACAACAUAAACUCGUCGUUUGCUACAUCGCUAAGAGCAAAUUGUCCUUCAAGUGGAGGUGACAAUAACUUGUCGCCACUAGACGUCGUUUCUCCCACGUCAUUCGACAAUGCAUACUUCAGUAAUUUGAUAAGUCAAAGUGGUGUGUUACAUUCGGAUCAAGAACUAUUUAAUAAUGGUUCAACUGAUGCCCAAGUGAGAACUUACAGUUCAAAUUCCGCAACCUUUUCGACUGACUUUGCAAAUGCGAUGAUUAAGAUGAGUAACCUCAACCCAUUGACUGGAUCAAGCGGAGAGGUUCGGACCAAUUGCAGAAGAACGAAUUGAUAACUUCUUGUUUUAGAAAAUAAAGUUAUUCCAUCCAUUAUGAGAUAAGUGUUUACAUUUCUAAUUUAGUUUGUUUUUAAAUAAAUGAUUAAUCUUAAAAGUGGAUUCUUUUCGAUUGUACCCUCAAUUAUGAUAUAAAAAAGUUCAUUACACCAUCUCUUA
This is a messenger RNA of Cynara cardunculus var. scolymus (artichoke), 1283 nucleotides long. Its product is annotated as cationic peroxidase 1-like. Bases 153 to 1121 code for a protein of 322 amino acids. The record is from RefSeq and is a predicted model, not a curated record. Lineage: Eukaryota; Viridiplantae; Streptophyta; Magnoliopsida; Asterales; Asteraceae. The transcript is spliced from 4 exons. Gene Ontology annotation, biological process: hydrogen peroxide catabolic process; response to oxidative stress. Gene Ontology annotation, molecular function: peroxidase activity; heme binding.